Salvia hispanica is the source of this 2817-nucleotide messenger RNA. Its product is annotated as protein phosphatase 2C and cyclic nucleotide-binding/kinase domain-containing protein-like. Gene Ontology annotation, cellular component: cAMP-dependent protein kinase complex. Lineage: Eukaryota; Viridiplantae; Streptophyta; Magnoliopsida; Lamiales; Lamiaceae. The record is from RefSeq and is a predicted model, not a curated record. Gene Ontology annotation, molecular function: cation binding; cAMP-dependent protein kinase activity.
UGUGAAGCUUGUUGUUUCAUUGCUUUGAUUCGGUAUAAUGGAUACCUAACAUCUCGGGUUUGGGAGUUCCGAGUGAUGGGUUGUGUUUAUUCUAAGGCGUGGAUUAACGAGUUUUGUGCCCCUCGAGAUGUUAAGUUGCUAGAAAACGGAGCUGUAAAAACAGAAGAGAAAGGAGAUCAACUAUAUCAGUUUAGUACAGCCACUGAUCACGAGGCAGGUAUUGCUCGACUGUCAAGGGCGUCAGAUGGCUCGAAAGCUGUGAAAGUUCCGUCUGGCGAAUAUGAAUUACACUACUCAUUUCUUUCUCAAAGAGGCUACUACCCUGAUGCUCUUGAUAAGGCCAACCAAGACAGUUUUUGCAUUCACGCGCCAUUUGGGACGAGCCCAGACGACCAUUUUUUCGGUGUUUUUGAUGGUCAUGGCGAGUUUGGAGCUCAAUGCUCGCAGUUUGUGAAGCAGAGGUUAUGUGAAAAUUUGCUCGGGAAUAGUCGAUUCCACACGGAUGCAGUUGAAGCCUGCCACGGAGCAUUCUUGACAACGAACUCCCAAUUGCACGCUGAUAUAGUGGAUGACAGCAUGAGUGGAACAACUGCAGUAACGAUCCUGGUUCGUGGUAGGAAGCUUUACAUUGCCAAUGCUGGUGAUUCGAGGGCUGUUGUAGGCGAGAAAAGGGGUAACGACGUUGUAGCUGUUGAUCUCUCCAUUGAUCAAACGCCUUUUCGGCCUGAUGAGCUUGAAAGGGUGAAGCUUUGUGGAGCUAGAGUUUUGACUUUGGAUCAGAUUGAAGGACUCAAGAAUCCACAUGCUCAGUGUUGGGGAACGGAAGAAGACGACGAUGAUGGUGAUCCGCCUAGACUAUGGGUCCAGGAUGGUAUGUACCCUGGUACAGCUUUCACGAGAAGCAUUGGCGAUUCUAUUGCUGAGACCAUAGGCGUCGUUGCAAACCCCGAGAUUGUUGUUCUGGAGCUUACACAGAGUCAUCCUUUCUUCGUAAUUGCAAGUGAUGGUGUCUUUGAGUUUCUCUCCAGCCAAACUGUAGUAGACAUGGUUGCAAAGCAUAAGGAUCCUCGUGAUGCUUGUGCUGCGAUUGUUGCUGAAUCAUAUCGUCGCUGGCUACAAUAUGAAGCCCGUACAGAUGACAUAACGGUGAUAGUUGUGCAUAUAAACGGUUUAAAAGAUGUUGCAUUUGGUCAAUCAGCAGACUCAGGCCCGGUUCUAAGGCCAUCUUUACCUCAAGUUGUUGAAGCAUCAGGAUGCGAAUCUCCAUCUCGAAUGAACUGGAGAUCCAGAAAUCAGCGUGCAAGGCAUGACAUAUCCCGUGCACGCCUCCGCGGACUAGAAAAUUCUCUCGAGAAUGGGAAAAAUUGGAUCCCUUCAUCUCCAUCCCAUGGAAAGACCUGGGAAGACGAAGCUCAAAUUGAACAGGCACUUCGCGACCAUUUUCUCUUUAGAAAGCUCACUAAUUCACAGUGUCAAGUUUUGUUGGAAUGCAUGCAAAGAAUUGAAGUGGGAGCAGGAGACAUAGUGGUGAAGCAGGGUGGGGAAGGUGACUGUUUUUUUGUUGUUGGUGAUGGGGAGUUUGAGGUCUUGGCUACUCAGGAAGAGAAUGAUGGCAACGCGACCACGGUGCUACAGCGCUACACUGCUGAAAAGCUAUCUUCCUUUGGGGAACUUGCACUGAUGUACAACAAGCCACUCCAAGCUUCUGUUCAAGCCGUGACCAAUGGAACUCUCUGGGCACUUAAACGAGAAGAUUUCAGAGGAAUUCUCAUGUCCGAGUUUUCUAAUUUAUCAUCGUUGAAGUUACUUCGAUCGGUAGAUCUUCUUGCAAGGCUGACAAUCUUACAGCUGAGUAAUAUUGCAGAUUCACUAUUAGAGGUGUCUUUUUGUGACGGUCAGAAAAUAGUCGAUAAAAAUGAGGACCUCCUCGGUUUGUAUGUUAUACAGAAGGGAGUCAUAAAAAUUACAUGUGACUGUGAGGUGGAUUUGUUAAAAAGUGUCAGUCUGUCCAGUCUCAACGUGCCGGCAAUUGAGAAGCAGGAUGAUGGUGUGUCUGUUAAGAGCUUCGAAAAGAAUGAAGGAAGCUAUUUUGGAGAAUGGACACUUCUGGGUGAACAUAUCACUUCCUUGAGUGCUGUUGCCGUGGGAGAUGUGGUGUGCUCUAUAUUAACGAAGGAGAAGUUCGAUUCAGUUGUUGGAGAGAGCGUCCGGUCACAUUCGCGAGAAUUGCCAAAGGCCAACUGACUCUUCCACAAGAUUAUAGCAGUGAAGCUGUUGAUAUCAUAACUAAGUUGCGAGACUUGGAAGUCAAGGCAUCGACUCCAUUAAAUCGCAUUUGUGGUUCCAUGACAUGGAUUGGGAAGGACUAGCGGAACACAAGGUUAUGUUGUGACUACAUCAUGCUCCCCUAUCUCGGAAUUUGAAGAACCUAACACGCCCGAAUGGCUUAAAUGUUUUGUGAUCCGCCCUCUCGGCAUAGCAUAGCUUACAUAGCCCCCGCUUCACAUUAUGGAAUUGGUUACGAAUAGCGCAUUAUCAAUCCAUUUGUACCGAGGGCCGAGGGAAAAUUAGCCGUUUGCUCAAUGCACACAGAGAGGGAGGUUAAUAUUUCUGGAUAAUUUCAACAAAACGAAGGGUUUGGUGCUCAAGAUCAAGAUGUUGAUAUUUUUGCUAAUUAUUGUAAUGUAUUUUGUUCGGACAUGACUUGAUUGUGGUACUUUUUGGUAUUUUGUUGUGUUGGAUUUUGAUUAUGGAGAUGUGAACAAUGUUUAUUUCAUAGUGUUGAAAUUAUAUUAAUUUUGUUUUUAUUUUUCGGUA